AUGCCGGCUACUCCAGCGCUGUACGGUGUUUUCUCUCGAAGCAUCGCAAAUGCUACAUCAACAAGCUCAGUCGUCAACGGUACUAGGCAAACACUAGACGUCGUGUGUGCUUGGCCAGUCUCCUCACAAUACGGCGCUGGAUCGCGGUUCUUAUACUACGUCCUGGUAGCCACCUGCGUGUUUCUACGAAAACAUGAAUGGCUAAGAAAUGCUUGUCUUGCGGCUGCAUUGGUGGUGCCCUCGAUUAGUGCGCUUCAUGGCAUCGUGCUCACGUCCUACCAUGUGAAUGGCGCAGUGGAUCUAGACAUCUACGGAGCCUGGCAGAUCUGCUCAAUCGCUGUGAUCGCAGUGCCAUUCACACUUCGAAGAUCACGAACGUACUUCUACGAUGCUGGACGAAACAUCAUCUUUCUGUGGACCAUGCUCUUGAUCGCCGGCCUUAUAGCUUUGUGCGUGGAGUUUUCAAGAGUAACAGUCACCGACUGCAGCCACAAGGCGGCUGAUGUUCCGUUACUGACUGUAGCCAACUUCUCUUAUGGAGACACGACGUGUGGUUUGACAUGCUCGGAAGACGAAGGCCCCUUCUCACCUAUGCGAGGGGGGGCUGCGAAGAAUAUCUAUGUCAUCCCAGUGCCUAGCAAAUUGAGCUUCAACGCUGCUAUGCUCAUUGCUGCGGGUGUUUGCAUCCCAGCCAUCCUGAGUUUGAUCUUCACUUGGGAUAAGAUUCUCGAGAUCAACUGGAAGAACCGACGAGAACCUGAACAACCAGAUGAACAAAUCGAAGGUGUGAACAUCACUCGCGGUGAGAUCAAAGGUAUCAACAACAAGGUCAGGCUUUUCUUGAGCGUGAUCGAGAUGCCAUUGUUCGGUGGAGCAGUAGUCGCCAUCCUCAUUGGCGGUGAACUUAACUUCUUCAGUAAGCAACUGAUGUAUCAGACCGAACCCAUGGCUUCGAUUGGGCAAUGGUCGCCCAUUGCAGGUACUGUGAUGGCGGCACUAGGCUCCUUAUACAUCGUGUGGGCCACAGAUGGGGACAUCAUCAUCUAUGACAAGCCGAAAGUUCCAAGAUCAACGUCUUCGCAAUCCGACCAUAGUGGACGGCCCCCGCUUCCACGAGGGCGUUCUUCAACCGCUCAGUAUUCGCCCACGAGGACAGAGCAGUUUUUGCGCCAUUCGAGCGACCCAAAUGCCCUUCAGACAAUACCAACGAUCACUGAGCCAGGUCGUGGAUCCAGUCCGGACGAACAUAUCGAGCGUGUUCCCGUUCGCGCCGAUACAGCCAAGUCCGAGUCCAACGCAGGGCGAGGUAAAGUACGAAAAUGGUUUGAAAAAGCCGGCGUCUACAUGAGUGACGCUGCACACCGAGAACUAGAUGUCUCUGACUACCGCGACGAGAAGGCACGCAGAUACCCCUGGAUUCCAGGCGAGGAACUCAAGAACAAGGACAUCCAUCGUACGAGUACCAACUACGACAAGAACAGAGCAGCCAGUUACGCAUCUAGCAUCAGAUCUGCGCGCGAAGCUGAAGGCCGUUCCACUCCACCAGCAGAGACAUCGCCGCAACCAGACGCAAGUCCAGACGCCAUCAGCGUAGCCCCACGACGUUGGUCCACGCUUGAGGUUCCACCUCUUGUACACCAUAGCCCUAAAGUCCCACAACGUGAGUGGAGUGGAAGUGGUUAA
Molecule: messenger RNA, 1683 nt
Organism: Macroventuria anomochaeta
Lineage: Eukaryota; Fungi; Ascomycota; Dothideomycetes; Pleosporales; Didymellaceae
Exons: 4
Coding region: 1-1683 (560 amino acids)
Source: RefSeq, a predicted model, not a curated record